This is a messenger RNA of Thalassophryne amazonica, 3184 nucleotides long. RefSeq names its product glutamate decarboxylase 1-like. The transcript is spliced from 16 exons. Gene Ontology annotation, cellular component: presynaptic active zone; cytoplasm. Gene Ontology annotation, molecular function: glutamate decarboxylase activity; pyridoxal phosphate binding. Gene Ontology annotation, biological process: GABA biosynthetic process. The record is from RefSeq and is a predicted model, not a curated record. Bases 58 to 1866 code for a protein of 602 amino acids. NCBI's taxonomy places the organism in Eukaryota, Metazoa, Chordata, Actinopteri, Batrachoidiformes, Batrachoididae.
UUUUUAAAGUGAGGCAUCUUUUGGAGGUGAGGACUUUGGCUCAGGGUGUCGGGAGUGAUGGCGGCGUCUGCACCCUCCUGCUCCUCCAACACCGCCACCUCCUCCUCCUCCUCUUCUGGCGUCGAAGCGGAUCCCAACUCGACAAAUUUACGACCACCAGGCUCAAGCUAUGACGCGUGGUGUGGAGUUGCGCAUGGAUGCACGAGAAAAUUAGGAAUGAAGAUAUGCGGGUUUCUGCAGAAGAACAACACUCUGGAGGAGAGGAGCAGGAUUGUGAGCUCCAUCAAGGAGCGCACAGCCAAAAACCUGCUGUCCUGUGACAACAUGCGCAGAGAUGCGCUCUGCAGGCGCACAGAGACUGACUUCUCCAACCUGUACGCCAGAGAUCUGCUGCCUGCCAAGAAUGGAGAAGAACCAACCAUGCAGUUCUUGCUGGAGGUCGUUGACAUUCUCACCAACUACAUCCGGAAGACUUUUGACAGAUCCACCAAGGUCCUGGACUUCCAUCAUCCCCACCAGCUGCUGGAGGGGAUGGAAGGCUUCAACCUGGAGCUUUCCGAGCAGCCCGAGUCACUGGAGCAGAUUCUGGUGGACUGCAGGGACACCUUGAAAUAUGGAGUGAGGACAGGUCACCCCAGGUUCUUUAACCAGCUGUCUACUGGAUUAGACAUCGUUGGCUUGGCGGGAGAGUGGCUUACCUCCACCGCCAAUACAAACAUGUUUACCUAUGAGAUUGCCCCCGUUUUUGUACUCAUGGAGCAGCUGACACUUAUGAAGAUGAGAGAGAUGAUUGGCUGGCCAAACGGAGAGGGUGAUGGGAUUUUUUCUCCAGGAGGAGCGAUAUCCAAUAUGUACAGUGUGAUGAUUGCCAGAUACAAGUUCUUCCCAGAAAUCAAGACCAAAGGCAUGGCAGCUGCACCCAGACUGGUUCUCUUCACUUCAGAGCACAGCCACUAUUCCAUCAAGAAAACCUGUGCAGCUCUGGGCUUUGGGACAGAGAAUCUAAUCCUUUUGAACACAGAUGAAAGAGGACGAGUCAUUCCUGCUGAUUUGGAAGCCAAAGUCAUAGCAGCAAAGCAAAAGGGUUUCAUCCCGAUGUUUGUAAAUGCCACUGCGGGUUCCACGGUCUACGGAGCCUUUGAUCCCAUCAACGAGAUUGCAGACAUCUGUGAAAAGUACAACAUGUGGCUUCAUGUGGACGGUGCAUGGGGAGGUGGUCUACUGAUGUCCAGGAAACAUAGAUACAAGCUGGAUGGAAUAGAGAGGGCCAACUCAGUCACCUGGAACCCUCACAAGAUGAUGGGAGUCCCACUGCAGUGCUCUGCCAUCCUGGUCAGAGAGAGGGGAUUAUUACAAGGCUGCAACUCCAUGUGCGCCGGAUACCUCUUCCAACCAGACAAACAGUAUGACGUGACGUACGACACGGGUGACAAGGCUAUUCAGUGUGGACGUCAUGUCGAUAUCUUCAAGUUUUGGCUCAUGUGGAAAGCAAAGGGAACAGUGGGAUUUGAACAACAUAUUGACAAGUCCCUGGAUCUGGCGCUGUAUCUCUACAAUAAAAUAAAAAAUCGAGAGGGCUUCAAGAUGGUGUACAAUGGCGAGCCACAGCACACUAAUGUGUGUUUCUGGUACUUUCCACCGAGCCUACGUGACGUGCCUGAUGGUGAAGAGCGCCGUAAUAAGUUACACAAGGUGGCCCCAAAGAUCAAGGCAAUGAUGAUGGAGUGUGGGACUACAAUGGUGGGCUACCAGCCACAAGGUGACAAGGUCAACUUCUUCCGUAUGGUCAUCUCCAACCCAGCUGCCACACAGUCAGAUAUUGACUUUGUAAUUGAGGAGAUCGAGCGUCUAGGACAUGAGUUGUAAGAACAUAUAUUGUCAAAGGUUUCUUUUUUUAAAACCAUUUGCCUUUUCCAACACUGGAGACCCUUCAGCUUGGCUUUACGUCAAAUGUGUUACGUGUACAACUUUUAAACUUGCUGGGCUUUCCUGGCAUCGUACAGUAAGUAAUAUGUCAUAUGUGUUUCCCUGUUUCUUCUGUCCUUAGCAGCAGUCACCUAUUUAAAAAUUUGCACCACAGGAUCUCUAGGGGAAAAACCUCUGGAGAAUCAUCACAGCACAGAAUUAUUCUUGCCAAAUCUGUAUGCAUUUUACUGUUUUAUGAUAUUAAAUAAAAACAGAAUGAAAUCUCAGUAUUUUUGACAGGCAACAGAAUAUUCUAGCAUUGUCAAAAGCAGCAUUAAUGUAACAUAUGAUGUACUGAAUGUUGGUGCUCGUGUUGUCCAUGUAAUUGUCGAGCUAGUUGCACCACCACAUUGUACUCUCGCUGUUGUUUGCCUUUGGUAAUACGUAAGUGAGAUUGUUACAAGUACUUGAUCGCUGUGUUUCUAGAGGUUUUAUUUAGAUUGUGUAAACUACUGUUAUAUUGCCUUAGUGCCAAAUGUGUCCUAGUUUUACAGUGAGAAGUUCCUGUAUGUAAAAAUCAAUCAUAUGUAACAGAUUAAUAAUCCAGUUUAUAUCAACAGAUUAUAAUUGUGAAGAGGCUAUCUGCUAUUCUGUACCAUUUGUAAUGUUAAUCAUAUUUGGAAAGUUUGCUGUACAGUAUGGAGAUGUUUUGAACUUUUAGUGUAUUUGUGAACCAAAGAAGGGUUGGGUUACAUUUCUGAACAUGUACAUGGCCCCUAUUCUCUUUAUGGAUGGAUUAGCAUAUUUAUAUAAGAAUUACCAAAUUUAGUAUCCGUACCUUUAGUGCCGUUUUUGUUGUGUAACUGUGUUGUUGUGGUUCAUUGUCGUGGAGACAUGUGGCUGGAGUCUAGCGGAUGGCUCCAACCGCCAAUGCUUUGUUAAUGAUAAAAGCACAAUGCAAAAUACAAUUAGGGACAGAUGAUCUGCAUUAUGUGUUAAGUCUAGUAAUAUUAUAUGCAGAACUUUGUAUUAUGAUCAUAAUAUGCACACUUUUAAUGUGACAACGUAAGAAACAGGGAUUGUUAAAUCAUGUAGCAGUUAGCUUGAAAAAUAUGAUGUGCAGCAUUUGUUGCUGUCGUAGGAUUUAUUGAACCGUUGUACAUUCCUGAAUUAUUGGGAUGAAAAGUCCCUCGUCAGAUUCAAUGUAGGCACUUUAACCUCUCAUCAUCAUUUACAGAGUAUUACUGUUGUAUCCUCAAGAUGAAUAAAAGCUUUAAAA